Molecule: messenger RNA, 3539 nt
Organism: Spathaspora passalidarum NRRL Y-27907
Lineage: Eukaryota; Fungi; Ascomycota; Pichiomycetes; Serinales; Debaryomycetaceae
Gene: ZCF8
Product: Zcf8p
Exons: 1
Coding region: 264-2867 (867 amino acids)
Biological process (GO): regulation of transcription by RNA polymerase II
Cellular component (GO): nucleus
Molecular function (GO): DNA-binding transcription activator activity, RNA polymerase II-specific; zinc ion binding; RNA polymerase II cis-regulatory region sequence-specific DNA binding
Source: RefSeq, a predicted model, not a curated record
AAACACACUAUCCCGUAAACAGUCAAGAUUAAGUUUAAAUUACCCGAUCAAGCUACAUCAGCAGUAAUUUUUACGAUUUAUUUAUCCCUGCAACGUUUUCAACUAGUUUAAAACCACCCCAACAAGGAAAGUUAUUCCGAAUCUAUUCAAACUUUUUUUUUUUGACAACCAAAAUUUUACAACACUUUAUUACCACUUGCUAUUUACUUAAGUAUACUCACUUGGUUAAAACGCGAUAGUUGUAUUUAUUGCGUAUAAACAAGAUGGGGGAAUCUAUUCCAAGUUUUGAGCCAUCAAAUAUUUUACAUCCCAGUGGAGAAUCAUCUGGGGAAGAAGCCUUGCCAGUCACGUCUGCCAUGGAUGUUGAUGGACAACUGGCCACUCAUCUGCAACUAAUCUCAACUACUACGGGUGGUGCCGCUACAGAAAAACCAAAAAGGCAACGGAGAAGUUAUAGCUGUGGUCCAUGUAAACUUCUCAAGAUAAAAUGUGAUUUGCAAAUUCCUUGUUCAUCAUGUAGGAAAUUCAAACGCAUAAACCGAUGUUUAUUACAGCCACCACAACCACCAUCCCAGGAAGAAUUAGAUAAGAUCAAAGAACGAAAAAAGAGAAGUAAUAUCAAAAAAUUACGAUUGUCAAAUGAUUUUGUUCAGGCGUAUAAUACCGCUGGUUCAAUGCCUUCGAUGAUAACGUCCAUUCUGUCAGCUGCUAUCCAGUUGGAAGCAGCUUCAGAAAAGACAACCAUAUCACCAGGGAAAAGACAUGCUAAUGUACAAAUCCACAAGACAAUUCCUAAUAUCAUUAGACAAUUUAAUCGGUCAGAGCACAAUGACCAAAAGAAUCAUCAUCAUCAUAAUCAAUUACAGCCUCAGCCCAAAGAAACAUCAGAACCUGCCAUUUCCUUUAUUACUUCUCAAUACGGUAAUAAGAAUGUAGAUAUCAGUAAGGAAGUAAAUAAUGGAUUAGCCAGCACAACCAGUACCCAUAUUGAUUUGAUUAAUUAUUUAUUACAAGAAGAUCACAACCGAUUGCUUGAAUUGACAAUUGUUGAAAUUAAAAGAAUUAAACGAUUAUUGCCGAAUAAAUUUGCCAUAUUUGAGAAAUUAUUUGAUUUAUAUAUGAACUCAAUUACGGAGAUCUUAACUGAUCUUCAAGAUCAUAAUGAAAUGAAACGCCAAGCAAGAUUAGUUUAUGAACGAUUGCUUCAGGUUGACGACGAAGAUCCAAAAAAUUUAAGUAAAAGCAUUCAAUUUAGCGUUAUUGAAAUACGAAAUUUGUCAUUAAUGUUUUUAAUUAUGGCCAAUGGAUUAUUAUUUGAAAAUACCGGGCUACUGCAUUUCUUACUAGAAAGAACAGCGAUUUUCCAUCCAAGACAAGAUAUAAUAAAUGAUUGGAUCAAGACUUCCAAAUCACUUAAAAUGAAGGUCUUGUCAUAUGAAACAUUCACUGAUUUGAUUUAUUUGCUUGAUUGGUAUUUCAUUCUUAAAAACUAUUAUGCUUACAACAAUAUGAUUAUUGAGAAUUAUCUUGAAUUCAAUAAUCUUUUGAAUUAUAUCGUUUUAAAUAACGAUUUUAUCGAUAUAAUUGAAGAUCCAUCAAAGGAGCCUACUCCAGACCCCGAAGGAAUAAGCGAUCCUCAAGAUUUGGCAGAAAAUUCUGAUCAAACCAGGUACCCAAAGACAAGAGAAUUUAAUCUAUUAGCGAAAUAUUGGAUACAGAUUCGAUGGAUUGAAAUUGAAUUUACAUUUUUCCAAUUUAAAGGAUCUUUAUUGGUUUCCAACCAAUUGAAAAACACCCUUGUACCGCAUAGACGACUUGUGGCGGCAUUGUAUGGCAAUGAUAUUAAAGAACCAUUGCAUAAAUAUAUUUUAGAUAUUUGGGCAUUAUGUUAUAAACGAUCAAAAUCGUCUAGAACAGUGCGUGAUAUAAUUAAAGGAUACUUGGAAUUGUAUAGUAGUUUCAUGGGGUCACUACGUCCUGAAUUGAUUGAAUUUUCCAAUGGGUUUGAUAUGGAUAAUCCGGUAAUUUCUAAUAAAGAAAUUGAAUUAUUAAUCAAGAAUCAAAUUGUUCUUGUAUUACUUAUCAGAUGGUUAUCAUUUAUCAGGGUAGAAUUGAACUAUUUUCCUAGUUUAAGAUAUACCUCAUAUUUAACAACUAUGAUGAACAUGUUUAAUCAUUUUAAUUUAUUAGACGAUGCAUGGAGGCGAAAACAUGACAGCGAAGGAAUAAUUAGAUUUAUUCUCGAUAAUUAUUCGGUUCACUAUUUAAAGACAUUCUUCCAAGCAUUGGUUUAUCAGGCGGUAUUUUUAAUUAUACUACAAGAUUUUAUCAAGGAUAAAUCACAAAGGAAAUUCAAGAUUCAAGUUGAUCAAAUUUACAAUGUAAUUUUCAAUCAAUUUCAAAUUACGUUGAACAAAUUUUUGAAUAGUCCCACGAUUCAACUGAGGUUUCAACAGGUUGAAUUUUUCAAAGUAAGCACCAACUUAUUGGUGGAUUUCAAUCAAUAUUUACUUCAUCAACAACAGCUUAUACUUCAGAAUAAGGAAUCAAAGAGUAUAGAUGAUAUUACUGAAUUACUUUACGAUUUAAAGUCCAAAGUAUCAGCACCCAAUUGGGAAAUUUUGAUCAAUUUUUAUUUUGGUUCCCGAGAUUUCUUUAUCCAGUAUAUUGAAAAAGUAUGGGAUUUAUUUGAGUUUUUGAAAAUUGAUACUGCGCAAGAAGAACAAGAGACGAUCCCGAUAACUUCCCUGAUAAAACUCGAUGAUAAGUUGAUUAAUGAAUAUAUGGGGAAAUUAACUGGAUUUGAAUAUGAUGAUACUAUAGUGGCUGAGUAUAUAAAAGUUUGCGUUGAUCCCCACAUGGAUUAAAGGGAGGGGGCGUGGGAGUUUAAAUAGAGGUUUAAUAAUAUCAAUCACCCAUUCCCUUCCUCUCUCUUCCCCCCUCAUUUGGUUAAGGGUGAGUUUUAAAAAUGAAACGCGACCUUUUCUUGGCGCAAGCCCCUUAAACCUAUAUAGAUCUUUAUUGCACCACUAUAAUAAAAACAAACUCUCGGAUUACUGGGAUGGAUAUUAUCUCGCGUAAACCUAACUAAACUGGGAUAGAGCAUAUACCUUAAGAAGUAACAAAGAUGAAGGAUUAAAAUUUCCUAUUUUGGCCAAAUGUCAGAUUAUAUGAAGGUAGAAUAUCAAAGCAAAUAUAUGCAGGCGUUUUCAAUACCUCAGAUAUAAUUUAAUACUUUCUACAGGUCAUUAGGUAGGCAGUAGAGGCAGUGGAGGCAGUGGAGGCAGUAGCAGUACUGGUGGUAGUAGCAGCACUGCCCCCCCCCCUCCUCCCCUCCUCUAAACUUGAUUGCCAUCGCGUCCAGCAGAAAAAAUAAACAGACUCACUAUGAGCGUCUGAAGGCUGAGUUGGUAACGACAAGAAAAAGAAACCCUGUUCAGCACGACGGGCUAUUUUUUUUUUUGGAGUAGUCACAAAGCUGUAGUUAACUUGAAUUGAUCUGAUCUAGUUCCUUCCCUGUAAACACAUCUCCUAGAGCU